Messenger RNA from Cydia pomonella (codling moth), 1005 nucleotides. RefSeq lists its product as uncharacterized. The record is from RefSeq and is a predicted model, not a curated record. Lineage: Eukaryota; Metazoa; Arthropoda; Insecta; Lepidoptera; Tortricidae. The coding region runs from base 280 to 987 and encodes 235 amino acids. The transcript has a single exon.
UUUUUUUAAAGUUGUCCGUUUGUUCAGCAUCAAGAAAUCUGAUUUGGUUCAUGCACAUAUAUACCUAUGGAAAAUCCUAGUUUAUACUUGCUGAAGUAGAUAUGUAUCUAUUUAAGAGAUGUUUUAAGUCAAUUUACCUGUUUGUUCAAGAAAAUAAUUUAUUCAGCGUCCAUAUGGAGCACAGUGUAUAAUUUUAGAAAAAUAUUUUUACGUUUAAAUCAUAUCUUCUUUUAUCCCGAAACAAUAUUAACUUGCUUACAAUUACUCCAUAUUACUCACAUGAGUGAAAGUUUAUGUCUGAAACUAAAUGUUGCGAAGACAGAGUACAUGGCAUGUGGCGGCACGGACCCCGACCCCAUAAAGGUAGGAGACGAAUUUGUCGUGAAAACGAAUAAAUUCAAAUACCUUGGUUCCGUGCUGCACGAAUCUGGUGAAAUCGAUCACGACGUCCAAGUCCGAAUAAGUGCUGCUUGGGCAAAAUGGCGAGAAGUAACCGGUGUCAUCUGCGACCCUAGGAUACCGGUGAAGCUAAAGGGCCUUGUGUACAAGAGCAUCAUCCGACCAGUCCUACUAUAUGGUAGCGAGACCUGGCCUGUCCUCGGAAGACAUGUCCAGCAGCUUCACGUCACCGAAAUGAAGAUGUUGCGAUGGAUGUGUGGCGUUACGCGAUUAGAUCGCAUACGUAACGAACACAUUCGUGGCAGCCUUGGAAUUCGUGACGUAGCGGAUAAGCUGCAGGAAAGUCGCCUCCGAUGGUAUGGCCAUAUAAGCCGCAGACCAGUAGACUACGUCGGAAAUAGAUGCCUCAAUCUCACUGUCCAAGGCCCUAGAUCACGCGGCCGCGGUAGACCUAAGAAGCGCUGGCUGGAGGUCGUGAGAGCGGACAUGGUGGAGAGCAAUCUCACAUCUGAGGAUGCCGAAGAUCGGGCAAAGUGGAGAAGAUUAAGUAGGAGAGCGGACCCUGGCGCUAGGCCGGGAAAACGCUAGGUUGAAGAAGAAGAAGAC